Molecule: messenger RNA, 558 nt
Organism: Condylostylus longicornis
Lineage: Eukaryota; Metazoa; Arthropoda; Insecta; Diptera; Dolichopodidae
Gene: Rpb10
Product: DNA-directed RNA polymerases I, II, and III subunit RPABC5
Exons: 2
Coding region: 283-486 (67 amino acids)
Biological process (GO): transcription by RNA polymerase I; transcription by RNA polymerase II; tRNA transcription by RNA polymerase III
Cellular component (GO): RNA polymerase I complex; RNA polymerase II, core complex; RNA polymerase III complex
Molecular function (GO): zinc ion binding; DNA-directed RNA polymerase activity; DNA binding
Source: RefSeq, a predicted model, not a curated record
UUCAAUUUGACAGCAAACAAGAAGCUAAUAAACUUUAAUAACAAUAAUAAUACAACUAAGGAUAUAUUUUCAUUCAUCAAAUUGCUUUCAACACUAAUUUAAAAUUUUGCUGGGAACGGAGAAGUUGUUCACCAUUACUAACUAAACUUUAUUUUAAAAUUAAAGCUACUCCGUGUUCUAGAUUAUUCGAAUAUUGAAAGCGAUUCUGCAAUUUGCGAUUGCUCAUUUCAAAAGAAUAUUAAUCUAGAAAAAAAAAUAAUAAAUUAGACACAAAUUUUUAAAAUGAUUAUACCAAUACGCUGUUUUACAUGUGGAAAAGUUAUUGGUAACAAAUGGGAGUCAUACAUAGGACUCCUACAAGCUGAAUACACUGAAGGAGAUGCAUUGGAUGCAUUGGGCUUGAAAAGGUAUUGCUGCAGGAGAAUGUUAUUAGGACAUGUUGACCUUAUUGAAAAACUUCUUAAUUAUGCUCCUCUAGAAAAAUAGAGUUUUUUAUGUAGAACUUAAAACUUUCUUUAUUGAAUAAAUAAAAAUAUAAAUAUAACAAUCCUUUAAUAA